Molecule: messenger RNA, 3117 nt
Organism: Pangasianodon hypophthalmus (striped catfish)
Lineage: Eukaryota; Metazoa; Chordata; Actinopteri; Siluriformes; Pangasiidae
Gene: pxk
Product: PX domain containing serine/threonine kinase
Exons: 18
Coding region: 149-1864 (571 amino acids)
Biological process (GO): protein phosphorylation; endosome to lysosome transport; protein targeting to lysosome
Cellular component (GO): extrinsic component of endosome membrane; late endosome; early endosome
Molecular function (GO): ATP binding; protein kinase activity; phosphatidylinositol binding
Source: RefSeq, a predicted model, not a curated record
CGCUAUGGGGCGGAUCUUUGCGGUAAAAUACAUGUCCACCUCUUCGCCUGUGCCACAAUGACAGAUGAAGCGUGUUUUUAUCGGAAGGACGUCUCCUAGCUGUGGGAUUUCAGUGAUUGCUCUGUGUUAAGGCCAGGCGCAGAGCGGAAUGGCUUUAAUGGAGAAACCGGCGGCCGGGAAGCUCCUGCUGGACGAUACGGUGUCGCUGACGGCGGUAAUCGAAGCGAGUCAGAAUCUCCAGUCUCACACGGAAUACAUCAUCCGUGUGCAGAGGGGAGUCUCUACAGAAAACAGCUGGACGGUGAUCAGGAGAUACAGUGACUUCGACAUGCUUAAUAAUAGUCUGCUGAUCUCAGGCCUGAACCUGCCACUUCCUCCUAAGAAGUUAAUCGGAAACAUGGACCGUGAGUUCAUAGCAGAGCGGCAAAAAGGUCUACAGGCGUAUCUGAACUUUCUCACACAGCAUCACAUCCUCUCCAGCUGUGAACUUGUCAAAAAGUUCCUUGACACCAACAAUUAUUCUGCAAACUACACAGAAAUCGCCUUACAGCAAGUGUCCAUGUACUUCAGAUCAGACCUGAUAUGGGAAGUGGUUGAGCCUUUAAAAGACAUAGGUUGGAGAUUACGAAAGCGGUACUUCUUAGUUAAAAACAAAGAGCAGCCCAAGGAGCGACAAGUCUUAAGCUGGGUCGAUUUCGGUCCUGAUAAAUUCUUAUCAGACAAAGAUCUGCAGUCCAUGAUGAAGCUGCUCCCAUCCCUGGCUCACCCAUAUAUCUGUCCAGUCACCUAUGCUUCUACUAUUGAGUCCUCAGCAGUAGUAAUCAGAAUUUUUAAUGAAAAAGGCACACUUAGGGAUCAUAUUUGCAAGGUAAAGCCAAAAGAAGCAUUCCUGAAGAAGUAUUGCAACCCUAAAAAGAUCCAGGGUCUGGAGCUCCAGCAGAUCAGGACGUACGGGAGGCAGAUUUUGGAGGCCCUGAAAUUCCUCCAUGAUAAGGGUUUUCCAUACGGGCAUCUCCACGCCUCAAAUGUUCUAAUUGAGGACAACACAUGCAAACUGCUGGACAUAGAAAACUCCAUCCUGGGACUUCCCUCUUACUACCGGCCUUAUGUGACCCAGUUCAGGAAAAUUAACACCACAGAGAGCAUUGACGUCUACUCGUUUGGUCACUUGUUGUAUGAAAUGACGUAUGGCAGGCCUCCCGAUGCUGUUCCUGUGGAUCAGUAUCCUUCUGUGCCCUACACUUCAGUCGUCUCGGUCCUGCAGUCCAUCCUGUCCACUGAGGCAUGUAAAACAGGGAUGCCCACAGUUCCUCAACUCUUACAGACACCACUAUUCAGUGAUGUGCUCCUUUUCAACACAGAGAAAGCUCAGUUUAAGAUCACUUCCAAAUUGAAAGAGGCCUUGAAAUUGUCCAAAGAGUGUUUGGAAAAACGUCUCCAAGAGGAACAGAGAGCGGUUCAGCAGCACAGAAGGCUGACCCGGGCACAGUCCCACCACGGCUCUGAGGAGGAGAAAAGAAAGAGGAAGAUCCUUGCCAGAAAGAAAUCCAGACAUUCUGCUUAUGAAAAUGAGGAGGACAUUUCUGUCAAAUACAACAACAACUCUGGUUCAGGAGCAAGUUCCCCACCUACUUGUCCUUCUUCUCCUACUCCUCCACCUGCACCAGGUGUUCAGCCAGUGACCCUUCCACCACCUCCACCACCUCCUCAACCUUCUUUAGGGAUUGAGUCUAACCCUCCGUCCCUCCAUCCUCCUUCCGUUAAUGGCAAGGGCCGAAGCGCCCUCCUGAGCUCCAUUCAGACCUUCAGCAAAGACCGACUGAAAAAAUCGGAGACCAAUGAUCGCAGCAAUCCGCACAUCUGAGCAACACUUUUUAUGGUCCUUAGUUCUUAUCGUGUGCAAUUUGUCCUUGGCCCUCUUAUCCGAGGCUUCCAGGAUCUGAUCUUCAGGAGUGCAGAGAUGUUUUAAAACUGGACUGCUGGGGGAAACUAUUUUUAAUAUUUCACUCCCAAAUCGGCUGCAGAUCAGCAAUGGUGAGGCUAAAGUGUGGGGUAUCUGUGCUGCUAUACAGGAUAUGACCUUGGAAACUGCAUUUCAGCUGUCAGGUUUAUGAAUUGGACUUGCAUAUUUGUGGUAAAUAAUCACACACACCCUACAGCAAUGUUCCUAACCCCCAUAAAAUCAGCCUUCAGCUGCAGCACAUUCAUCAUGUGGUGUUUUCAAGCAGCUUACAAGAAUUUGGGUUAUGUUUCAAACAGAAAGACCUUUUUUAAUGCUUUGACUUUCACUUUUGGGUUUUACUUAAAACGUUGUGUAGGUUUUAUCUUUUUAAUCCGUUGCAUAAUGUUAUAGUACGUUCAAAUCACGCCGGAACUGCAGUAAUUAUGAGAUGAUUCAGAACUCGGCAGUGCAAUAGUGUCCAGAAUCGCUAUUUUGACAUCUACGAUAGCUAGCAUGUUGACUAAACCAAUUUUUAAUGUCGUUCAGUGGUUGGUUUUAAAAAUGGAAGCUAUGUUCUGCAAACAAAAAUGCUAAACAAGACUCUACUCUUAAGUAGAUAAUUCAGUGAGCCUUUGUGCCUUUGGAAGAGAGCACUACCAUCAGGAUAAAAAUGUUUCACCAUAGGGUAAAUGUGCUCAGUCAGAAUAACUUUAUAUUAGGUUCACGAGUGGCGUAACACAAAAGCAUUCAGAAAAGCGUAGUGAGUUCAAAUCCUGAUGAUGCCACAGCCAUCUGUGGCUGGGAACCAAGGGAGCAAAAUUGGCCAUGCUCUCUGGGUGGGAGGGAUGGCAUACUCUAUCCCCCCUAUCAAUCAGAGUGACACUAGCCAAUCUUAAGCAUCUGUGAGCUCAUGUAUGCAGAAGAGGGUAGAAAACACUUUCCCCAAAUGCACUCUGAUGCACACAGCAUCAGUGGUAGUUCAUAAAGAUGCGGUAGCUGGCAUCACGUCUCGGAGGAAGCACGUGUUUGACUUCACCCUCCCCAGGUGGUCGCUGUUGUGUGAUAGUUGAGAGCUAGCUAAUGGGUGGCAAAUGAUGAACCUGGGAGAAAAUGGGAUAAAAAUAUUUAAAAAAAAAAAAAAAAAAAAAAAGGAUAACUUUGUAUUGACGAGUGGA